ACCUUUUUUUGCUGUUUAGCCUGUUACAUUCUAGUGUCAUCCAUUAUUUAAAAUUUUAAAUAUCUAAUUUUGUUUUUGUUUUUUUUUUUUUAUUUAAUUAUUUACAGUGCACAGAAAUAGAGAAACUGAAAGAUCAAGUACUGGGAUCCUCAAUCAAAGGAUGUUUUUUUCAGAUUAAACUCUGGUCACUGACUCAUAAACAAGUACAAGAAGAAGAAGAACCUUGAAGAACAUUCUUAAAACAGAAAAAACACAGUUAUGGAGGUGGCUUUGCAAGUACAUAGGCCACUCAGUUUCAGUUGCAGUUGCAGUUGCAGAACAGUGUUCAAUCAGAGAAGCCACUUAAAGCUCCGACCUUUUCUUGGGUUUUUUCCUCAUGGAAGAGUCACUCACUUCUCAAAGUCUUCUUCAUGGGGAAAAGAGUGCCAGGGAGGUGGAGUUUCAUAUCGGAUCAUUGCUAGUUCAGAUUCUCCAAGGAGGAGAUCAAAGAAAAUGUCAAAUGCAAGGCCUAAAGGCCCUGCUUCAAAGGGAUUGACGCCAAAAACACCGGUGGGAACAAGCACCCAAAAGAGGGAUGAAAUAAAUAAUGAAGAGAAAGAGUUGCCAAUUGCUCCAACAUCUAGUGAGCAUGUGUCACCCAACAGGAAAACUGUUGAAACAAAAGUUGAUACUGAGGAAGAGUGGGUGGUUGCACAUUCUCGAGAGGUUAAAUCUGAGAAAGAAAUCAUUUCUGAAACUGAGGAAGCCAAUGAAUUAUCAUCAGCAAAUAAAUCAUCAGCUAUUGCUCAGAAAAUUCAAGUGGUGAAAAAUGGAACCAUUGCUAGGGUCAAUGAGGAUAUAGCAGAAUUACAGAAGAUAGAAACAGCUUCCAAGAGUGAUAUUGAGAAUGUUCCUGAUAAAAUGGUUUCAGAAGGAAGACACUUGGAUAUCAUAGAGCGUGAUGACACCACAAGAGAUAAAAGCACUGAAACUGAUGAAAAGAUUAGAGAAGAAGCUUCUCUAAAAUUAAAGUUGGAGAUGGAAGCGAACUUGCGUAAGCAGAAAAUUGAGAUGCUUGCUGAGGAGAACUUCUCGAUAGGGAGCAAGAUGUUUGUUUUUCCUCAAGUUGUGAAACCUGAUCAAGAUAUAGAAGUUUUCCUCAGUAGGGGUCUCUCCACUUUAAAUAAUGAGCCAGAUGUUCUGUUAAUGGGAGCCUUUAAUGACUGGAGAUGGAAAUCAUUUACAGUAAGGUUGAAAAAAACACAUCUGAAAGGGGAUUGGUGGUCUUGCCUAGUUCAUGUUCCCAAGGAAGCCUACAAGAUGGACUUUGUCUUUUUCAAUGGUCAAAAUGUCUAUGACAAUAAUGAUGAAAAGAAUUUCUGCAUAACUGUGGAAGGUGGAAUGGAUGCGUUUGAAUUUGAGGAUUUCUUGCUUGAAGAGAAACGUAAAGAACUUGAGAAACUUGCUAAGGAGCAAGCUGAAAGGGAAAGACAAGCAGUGGAACAACGGCGAAUAGAUGCAGAGAAAGCAGCAAGUGAAGCUGAUAGAGCACAGGCAAGGGAGGAGACUCAAAGGAGGCGAGAAGCUUUGAAACAGUUGACAAAAAAUGCUGUAAGGUCUGUCGAUCAUGUUUGGUAUAUAGAGCCUGGUGAGUUUAAAGGUGAAGACUCAGUCAGGUUAUAUUAUAAUAAAAACUCUGGCCCCCUUGCUCAUGCGAAGGAACUAUGGAUUCAUGGGGGCCAUAAUAGUUGGAAGGAUGGAUUGUCCAUUGUUGAAAUGCUUGUCAGUUCUGAAGAAAAGGAUGGUGACUGGUGGUAUGCUGAUGUUGUUGUACCUGAUCGAGCAUUUGUCUUAGAUUGGGUUUUUGCUGAUGGACCACCACAGAAAGCCAUUGUGUAUGAUAACAACCACCGCCAGGAUUUCCAUGCAAUUGUCCCAAAAGGCAUACCUGAAGAACUUUAUUGGGUUGAGGAAGAACACCAGAUUUAUCGGAAACUCCAGGAGGAGAGGAGGUUAAGAGAGGAGGCUAUACGUGCCAAGGCUGAAAGAACAGCACGUAUGAAGGCUGAAACAAAGGAAAGAACUUUGAAAAGGUUUUUGCUAUCUCAAAAGCACAUAGUCUACACAGAACCUCUUGAUGUUCAUGCAGGAAGCACAGUGAAGGUUUUCUAUAAUCCUGCCAACACAGUUCUCAAUGGAAAACCUGAAGUUUGGUUCAGGGGUUCAUUUAACCGUUGGACCCACCGCAAUGGUCCAUUGCCGCCUCAGAAAAUGUUGCCUUCAGAUAAUGGUACUCAUGUCAAAAGCACUGUCAAGGUUCCAUUGGACACAUAUAUGAUGGACUUCGUAUUCUCUGAGAAGGAAGAUGGUGGAAUUUUUGACAAUAAAAAUGGCAUGGAUUACCACAUACCUGUGUUUGGAGGAAUUGUUAAGGAGCCACCAAUGCACAUAGUGCAUAUUUCUGUUGAAAUGGCUCCCAUUGCAAAAGUUGGAGGCCUUGGUGACGUUGUUACUAGUCUAUCUCGUGCUGUACAAGAUUUGAACCACAAUGUGGACAUCAUUCUUCCAAAGUAUGACUGUUUGAAAUUUAGCAAUGUCCUAUAUGCAGUGGUUGUACUCUCUCGCAGAGGUCCAUUUUGCAAUGACUGUAGCGUGAAGGACUUUCAGUAUAACAGAAGCUAUUCCUGGGGUGGGACCGAAAUUAAAGCAUGGUUUGGGAAGGUCGAAGGCCUUUCUGUCUACUUUUUGGAGCCUCAAAAUGGAUUCGUUUCAACAGGCUGCAUAUAUGGCUGUAGGAAUGAUGGAGAGAGGUUUGGCUUCUUUUGUCAUGCUGCUCUUGAAUUUCUACUCCAAAGUGGAUUUCAUCCUGAUAUCAUCCACUGCCAUGAUUGGUCCACUGCACCAGUUGCAUGGUUGUUUAAGGAUCAUUAUACGCAUUAUGGUCUCAGUAAAGCUCGGGUUGUCUUCACGAUCCACAACCUUGAAUUUGGGGCAGCCUUAAUUGGGAAAGCUGUGGCAUAUUCAGACAAGGCUACAACUGUAUCCCACACUUACUCAAAGGAGGUUGCUGGAAAUCCUGCAGUUGCUCCUCAUCUCUACAAGUUCCAUGGUAUAUUAAAUGGAAUUGACCCAGAUAUGUGGGACCCAUAUAAUGAUAAGUUCAUUCCUAUAUCAUACACCUCAGACAAUGUUGUUGAAGGCAAAAAAGCUGCCAAGGAAGCCUUACAACAGAAGCUUGGUUUGAAAAGAUCUGAUCUCCCUUUGGUCGGAAUUAUCACUCGCUUAACUCAUCAGAAAGGAAUUCAUCUCAUCAAGCACGCCAUCUGGCGCACCUUAGAUCGCAAUGGACAGGUUGUAUUGCUUGGUUCAGCCCCAGAUCCUCGUAUUCAAAAUGAUUUUGUGAAUUUAGCCAAUCAAUUGCAUUCUACUCACAGUGACCGUGCUCGCCUUUGUUUGACUUAUGAUGAGCCUCUAUCACACUUAAUAUAUGCUGGUGCUGAUUUCAUUCUAGUCCCUUCAAUUUUUGAGCCAUGUGGACUGACCCAGCUCACAGCAAUGAGAUAUGGUUCAAUACCAGUUGUUCGCAAAACUGGAGGACUUUACGACACUGUAUUUGACGUUGAUCAUGAUAAAGAGAGAGCACAAGCACAGAGUCUUGAACCAAAUGGAUUUAAUUUUGAUGGAGCUGAUGCUGCUGGUGUUGAUUAUGCUCUCAAUAGGGCAAUUUCUGCUUGGUAUGACAGUCGGGAUUGGUUUAAUUCGUUAUGCAAGACAGUGAUGGAGCAAGACUGGUCUUGGAAUCGGCCCGCUCUUGAUUACAUGGAGCUUUACCAUGCAGCAUGCAAGUGAAACGAGAAAUUGAUUUAGACGUGCAAUUUAAUCUUGUUACCCACUUUGUACAGGUUUGGUGGUAUAUCUUGAUUUAAUUUUUCUCAUUAAAAAGCUUCGUCUAGUUGCACAUAAUUCACCAUAGUCAGAAUAAUGCAAGGUGACACAUUUUAGAGCUUAAAAUGGUUCAUCCAUAUCUGUGUAGCAUAUAACAACAGGUUAGAUUCAGAAUAAUGUGGUGUACUUAUGUAAUAAGCAGAAAUGAAUUAUCAGUUCAUGUCAAGACUCAAAAGAGGUGAAUUAUAACAAUAAAGGUGAGCAAUGAAGGUUAUAUUCUGAGAUUUAGCAA
This is a messenger RNA of Quercus lobata, 4156 nucleotides long. RefSeq names its product starch synthase 3 (gene SS3). The record is from RefSeq and is a predicted model, not a curated record. The coding region runs from base 259 to 3828 and encodes 1189 amino acids. Gene Ontology annotation, molecular function: alpha-1,4-glucan glucosyltransferase (UDP-glucose donor) activity; starch binding. NCBI's taxonomy places the organism in Eukaryota, Viridiplantae, Streptophyta, Magnoliopsida, Fagales, Fagaceae. The transcript has 17 exons.